Messenger RNA from Plectropomus leopardus (leopard coralgrouper), 3740 nucleotides. It is a transcript of the gene jade1, whose product is annotated as jade family PHD finger 1. Gene Ontology annotation, biological process: regulation of transcription by RNA polymerase II. The record is from RefSeq and is a predicted model, not a curated record. Gene Ontology annotation, cellular component: histone acetyltransferase complex. Lineage: Eukaryota; Metazoa; Chordata; Actinopteri; Perciformes; Serranidae.
UGUGUAUGUGGAAUGCGGGUCAAGCGGAACUCACAGCCAAAACUGCGCUUCACUUCAGACCCAAAACACCGGCUUUCAUCGGCCUGACGUGCUCUCUGUAUACUGUAACCUAACCUCCUGUCUCGUUUGUGUGAAGUGUCCCUACGUCGGAGCCCUGCAGACAGACAACGACGACGAUGAUGAAGAGAAGCAGGCACCUCAGCAGCAGUGAUGACUCCGACAAUGGAAGUAAUUCUACCUGCUGGUCCCAACAUUCAUCACAGCCGAGGAGAGGGACUGGGCAGAAACCCUCAGAGGUUUUCAGGACCGACCUGAUCACCGCCAUGAAGGUGCAUGAUUCGUACCAGCUGAACCCCGAGGACUACUACGUCCUCGCCGACCCGUGGAGGCAAGAGUGGGAGAAGGGCGUCCAGGUUCCCGUCAGCCCCCAGUCCAUCCCACAGCCCGUCGCCAGGGUUUUGGCUGAGAAAGGGAAGGAGGUCAUGUUCGUCAGGCCAAAGAAGUUGAUCCGGACAUCAGGUGCCGAGGCGCUGGGCUACGUGGACAUCCGGACGCUGGCGGAGGGAAUGUGUCGCUACGACCUGAAUGAGGAGGACGUGGCCUGGCUGCAGAUCGCCAACGAGGAGUUUGCAGAGAUGGCCAUGCCGCUGCUGGACGAGAUCACCAUGGAGCGGGUGAUCGAAGAGUUUGAGCGAUGCUGCCACGAAAACAUGACGCACGCCAUGGAGACGGAGGAGGGGCUCGGCAUCGAGUAUGACGAGGACGUGGUGUGUGACGUCUGCCAGUCACCUGAUGGGGAGGACAACAAUGAGAUGGUGUUCUGCGACAAGUGUAAUAUCUGCGUUCACCAGGCGUGUUACGGCAUCCAGAAAGUCCCGAAGGGCAGCUGGCUGUGCCGGAUCUGCGCCCUCGGCAUCCUGCCAAAGUGCCAGUUGUGUCCUAAGAAGGGAGGAGCCAUGAAGCCGACCCGAAGUGGAACCAAGUGGGUCCACGUCAGCUGUGCCUUGUGGAUUCCAGAGGUGAGCAUCGGGAAUCCAGAGAAGAUGGAGCCGAUCACCAACGUGUCGCACAUCCCCAGCAACAGAUGGGCUCUGAUCUGCUGCCUGUGCAAAGAGAAGACCGGAGCGUGCAUACAGUGCUCAGCGAAAAACUGCCGGACUGCCUUCCAUGUGACAUGCGGCCUCCACGCCAGCCUUGAAAUGAACACCAUCCUCACCGAGGAGGACGAGGUCAAGUUUAAGUCCUAUUGCCCCAAACACUCUGGGCUCGAGGGCGAGGAGUCCAGGGAACGAGACUCGGGAGGCGAGGAGGAGAAGGAGAGCGCCAGAGAUAAGAAGGGAAAGAGGAGAGGCAGGGUGAGAGGGGAGGAAGACGCCGUCUCCUCCUCGUCUUCUUACGUGGCUCCUCAGCUCUUAGACAGAGCGCCCAGCGAUCUGGAGGCGCUCACUAGCCGCCAAGAGGAGAAGAGGGUCAGCCUCCGCAAGCUUAAGCUGCAGGAGAUGGAGGAGGAGUUUUACCAGUUUGUGGACGUGGAGGAGGUGGCGAGUCACUUGAAGCUGCCGCCGGAGGUGGUGGACUUCCUGUAUCAGUACUGGAAACUUAAACGCAAAGCCAACUUCAACCAGCCGCUCCUCACGCCAAAGAAGGACGAGGAGGACAGCCUGGCACGCCGCGAGCACGAGGUGCUGCUGCGACGCCUACAGCUCUUCACACACCUCCGUCAGGACCUGGAGAGGGUCCGUAAUCUGACCUACAUGGUGACUCGGAGGGAGAAGAUGAAGCGCUCGCUGUGGAGAAUCCAGGAGCAGAUCUUCCAGCACCAAGUUCAACUUCUCGACCACGAGCUGCUCUCAGGUGAUCCCUCAGCAAAGGAUUUGGAGAAGCUCUUCUCUCUGGGCUGGUUAUCCUCUCAGGGCUCCCAGUCUCGCUCCUCCUGGAGCCACUCGGGACUGAAAACCAAACGAGGGUCUUCAAAGCAGGAAAAAAGAAAAAGCGGAGACAGAAAAAGCUUCUCGGACUACCAGCACACUCACAAGAAAGACAAUCUGAGUAUACCACUGGAGACGAAGGAUAGUAAAUUCCCCAGAAUCAAAGAGUCGGAGACUGCUGAGGACACAAGCAACGCCAAAAUCCAGAACUCUGCGCUCAGCCCGGAGGCUCAGUUCCCAAAACUUCAGAAGCCAGAAGUCGUUCAGGAAAUGAUCGCUGUCAAACUGCACAAACUCGAGAACAGGAAGGGCCCUAGGAGGGAGGCCCCUGCGUCCGAACACGAGACACUGGUCAGACGGAAACGAGACAGCGACCACGAACAAGAGGAGAGGAGGAGGAAGAGGAGGAGCGAUGUGACGGAGAGCUUUCCCAGCCACGGGAAGAACAGGUUCGGUUCAAAACACCUGGAGAAAACCGUGUCCAUCAGGCUGGUCGACAUCAGGAGCUCUGACACUGACGACUACUUUGCCGACGAAGGAAUGACCAAAAGAAGCCCCGACACCGUUGAUGUGACGACCAACACUAAAGUCAACAGAGCCAGCGAGGUGUCAGACGCCGCCGCCGGCACCAAAGCUAACGGCUGGCUGAAGAAAGCUCAGGCGAACGGCUCACACACAACCAGCAGACAUGUGGGAGGACACCUGAGGAGCUGGGGCAAGUUCAGGAUCCCCAAGAGGAGCGAGAGACCUCCGGUGGCGACGACGAAGGAACAACAGGAGGCGGAGCACCGCAAGGCGCUGCUGAGGCCGCUGACCAACACGCCUGAGCCGUCGUACCCCAGGACCAGACACCGCACGGGGACGGAGAAUGACGGAUACGCCUCCGACUCCAAACCGGGCGAUGACGAGAUGGAUCCCUGCUUGAAACGAUGCCACUCCCACCAGCUGAGGGGCGACUCGUCUCUCAGUCGCCGUUACGGGUCUGACAUCAUCCGCCGAGGCGUGCUGGCGUCCUGAUGGCGGAGCAACACUUGGAAAAUAAGCUGCACUGUGUACGUUGGAAGAGAAAGACGGUCGCUCUUUGUACCUUUUAUUUUUCUCGAUGAAUCAUUUAAAUGCCUAGAUUAAAAAAACAGAGCUGAUAUUUAUUUUUUAUUUGUAACAUAUGUAAAUCUGGGAAAUAUUUUACUUUAUUUUGAGCUAGUUUUUCGUUUUUUCUUUCUUAAAAGUAGAAAGAUGUCAAGUUGCCACUUAAACGCUUGCUCAGAUACUUACAAGCAAAAGCAUCAACGAAGGAAAAGUUGUGAUUGUUGCUUGGGACCAUAAGCUUGCAAUGUCAUUUUUUUUGAGAUAGUAUUAAACUCAGUUGCACUUAGUUGAAAACGCUGACAGAUAAUAAUCUUGUCAGAAAAAUAGUACUUAGGUCUUUUUUAUUACGCUUCAUUGGACGUUAACAUCUACAAACAGGAAGUCAAACUGCCCUUUUAUCGCUAUUUAAAAUCCAGCUGUCAUCAUUUCUUCCAAACAUUGCGAACCACACACAAAAGGAAGUAAGAAGACAUGUUAUUUGUCAUCAGCACUUAAGUGUAACCGAACUGCGAUCGUAUCGUAUCCAUCAUGUGCCUAACUUUUAUUUGAAGCAUUUGCACUACGAGAGGACGGCACAGGUGUGAGGUAUGAGUAGAGUUAUUUUUACACUGAAAAAUUAAGAAAGUGUUUUGUACCCUCGGCCGCUGCUGUACUACUGUUAUGCAAAAUGAAACUUGUUUUUGUCUUUGUCUUAAAGAGGAAUAAAAACUCUGAAGGACAAGA